AUGAAACCAAUCGUUUCUACUGCGCUUGCUGGCUUUUUUACUCAUUUCCUCCACUAUGCUUCUGCUACAUCGGUCUCGUACUGCACCGGCGAUGCAAACGAUAUUUGCUACAGCUGGGGUGUGACAUCGGCGUCCGGUUCCCCCCAAAGUCUCCUCUUUCAGAUCGAGGCAUCCACAAACUAUCAAUGGGUCGCACUUGGAACUGGUAGCAGGAUGAGCGGCUCUGACAUGUUCGUCAUAUACCAAGACGGCUCGGGUAACGUCACCCUCAGCCCUCGGAAGGGGUCCGGUCACAACACGCCCGGGUACGGUGGACUGACAACUGUGGCUCUGACGACGGGGUCCGGAGUAGCAAACGGCAAGAUGACUGCCAGCAUCAACUGUGGUGCUUGCGCUGGUGUCGACCUCACGGGCUCGGAUUCGUGGAUAGGCGCCUGGAAGACAGGCGGAGCCCUUGGCGCUGCGGAUGUUAGGGCCAACAUUGGUAUGCACGACGGUACGGACCAGUUCUCUAUCGACCUUGCAAAAGCUACGAUUGAUUCAGGAAACAACACUCUCGGCACGAAUUCUAGUGCUACACCAGCGUCUGGUUCAGGCGACAGUGCAGUGUAUGGUGGUGGCAGAAGUAAAAACAUUCUCGUCUACUCGCACGCCAUCCUCAUGUUGAUGGUAUUCAUCAUCGGGUAUCCACUUGGAGGGCUCUUGAUGCCUUUGAUGGGCAGAUGGAUACUUCAUGCAGGCUGGCAAGUCACCAUGUUCUUAGCCAUGUGCGCUGGAUUCGCCGUGGGCAAGAUUGCCAGUGAUCGGUUUGGGAUGUGGUUCAAUGAGCCCCAUGUCCAGCUUGGAACAAUUGUCUGUGCAAUGAUGCUCGUCCAAGUGGCACUAGGCUGGAUGCACCACCGAAACUAUGUCAAGUACCAGCGGCGGAGCUGGGUCAGCUACUGUCACAUUUGGUACGGCCGAGCGCUGAUCAUUGUUGGUAUUAUCAACGGCGGCAUUGGAUUUAGAGUCAGUCGUGCACCAAUGGCACAGAUAGUUGCGUAUUCGGUUGUUGCUGCCGUCGUGUUUGCUCUAUACGGCGCAGUAGCGACUUACAGACUCGUCAAGCCGCGCGAAAACCAGAUGGUGCUCAGUUCCAGCUCCUCCGUCUGUCUGAAUGAAAGGCCGACGUGGAAUUAA
Messenger RNA from Akanthomyces muscarius, 1179 nucleotides. RefSeq lists its product as uncharacterized. NCBI's taxonomy places the organism in Eukaryota, Fungi, Ascomycota, Sordariomycetes, Hypocreales, Cordycipitaceae. The record is from RefSeq and is a predicted model, not a curated record. The coding region runs from base 1 to 1179 and encodes 392 amino acids. The transcript is spliced from 3 exons.